Messenger RNA from Toxoplasma gondii ME49, 11509 nucleotides. RefSeq lists its product as hypothetical. Bases 700 to 10491 code for a protein of 3263 amino acids. Lineage: Eukaryota; Apicomplexa; Conoidasida; Eucoccidiorida; Sarcocystidae. The transcript is spliced from 2 exons. The record is from RefSeq and is a predicted model, not a curated record.
GUGUGGUAGAUCCAUCGCAAGGCAUUUUGAUUUACCGUUCGUUACCCGGUGGCGACUUUGAUCCUCCUUGAUUUCGAGUGCAGCACAUCGCGCAGUGCGUUUCAAGUCGCGUUCUCUGGGGGGUAGUAUCGGUGGACGUCGAGGCGAGAACCGCUUUACCGCGAGCCGAAGGCUGCGAAGACUUUUUUUUCACUAUCUUCUUCGGUUCCUCGUUUUUUCCAGCAAGCUCACUUUUUCGCCGGCACAUUUUUUCUUACUUUCCCCGGUACUCGCUGGAACUUCUGAAAACGCACUGGUGGGUCGAUAGAUCAGUUCUUGCCGCUUGCAGACCUGCAGUGAACCCGUUUUCUCGUGUUCCUCUCCGCUUCUCUGCACUCUCACUCGCAUUUUCUGUUUUAUUCUUCUCACGCAGUGACAAGCCUGACUUUCGUUUCCCUUGUCCAGCCUCGAAGACCCCCAAACUCUCCAGUCGCUCCUCUUCCCCGCCGAUUUAUGAAGGCUCGUACAACGGGACUGCUGCAGUCAAAGACGAACCAGUUGAUCCCCGCGAGUUUUCCGUCAGCUCUCCCGAAGUUCGGUCGUUCCUACCGUGUGUGAAUAAACGUCAUUUUUCGGCCUCUUAAUUUCUCUGGCGAGACCGUUCGCGUUUCAAUCAUGCCACGCGCCUAAAGGAUUUCGCGGAACCUUCCAUGCAGCACCAUGGCACGGAAUCCGAGCCGCACGGGGGGUUUGCGGAGUGCCGCCCACCGAUCGCCUUCGCCCUCGUCCGUUCCCGCUUCUUCUUCGUGUUUUUCUGGAUCUUCUCACUCUAGCAAAGCCUCUGUCCUCCGCAGCAACACACCGAGGACUUUAAAGGUUCCAGGCGGCAGCCCGGACUUUCUGGCCGCAGAGUCGGAGGCGGGGUUGCCGCCGCUCCAAGAGUUCGCCCAGCUGUUUCGUGAUUCCUCGUCAGUUUCUCGGGAGAAACUGAAGAGUUCUCUGGCGCGAGCCGAGGAAACGACGCCCCUUACGUUGCCUGACAGGAAGGAAACUCUGGGGACGGGAGAGGUGCCGCCUGUGCGUCUCGCGGAGAGAGAAAGAGACCGCCCCGACAGCCGAGUGGACGCGUCUUUGCCGCAGAUUGGAAAAAAAGAAGUUCUUGCGUGGGCCGAGGAAGUGACAGGGCGAGAAAAUGUGAGUUUCGCGACACUCAAGGAAGGCGGACUUCUUCUGGAACUUUUUGCGCUCGUGUGGCCACGACUGGUGGAGAAGCACCACACCCUUUUCCUGGAGUCGAAACUCGCCUCCAGUUCACCAUCUGUUUUUUUCUAUCCCUUUCCCCAGACGUCGUCGGAGGAGAAGCACAACUGGUGUUUGAUUCAGAAGGUACUUAAGGAUGCAAACAUCCCUCUGGACUUCUUUAACCGCGACCGCAUCGCGAACGAGUGUGUCACGGCCUGCUAUCAAGCGUUGGUCGUUCUGUUCUUCCUCUACACCCUCGCCAAGGACCAUGCAUGCGAAUUCGUUAUGGCUCUUCCUGUGGACGACUGCGUUACGCGCUUCAUGUCCAGCGAAGAGCCUCUUGCGUGUCUCAUUGAAGCCGGGAGCGUCGUUCUCACUUCGCCGCGGUCUCGGGACACAGAGCCGUCCUCCACCGGAGAAAAGGAGCUCCGGAGCACAUCCAAAAGCCCCGCGCUUCGCCGGUCCGCCAUUCGCGAGGAAGUGGAGCUCGAAACAGACACCAGAGGUUCCCGAGAAAAGGGAGAGGAGCCCCGAGAACACCGAGAAAUCGCGAGAGAACGCAACGCUUUCCGCGGGCCAGGCCCUGCUCUCAACACUGAGAAGAGCCUACGCGAGUGGCGGGCUUUCAAGGAGGCGAAGGCGCCACGACGCACACUCUCAGGCGUCGCCUCUGCCGAUCGCGGGGGAAAGACCGAGGAAGACGAAAGACAACAAAUGAAAAUCAGAUACCAGUCGGAAGUGUCUCCCUGCAGAUCCAGGCGCAGAGAGUCGCGCGCGGAGAGUUGCGAAGCACUUCACGAAAUCGACUCUGCAGACGAAAAGGCUGUGCCUCUUCUCGAGUUUCUGAAGGAGACGAGCCGCCGCACUCUCGACGAGACGCUUGCUUCCUCAGAGCUCUUCGCUGUACCACCUCGCCGAGCUGUCCGAAGGUCUGUCUCUUCGUCCACUCCUCUUGCUUCUCGUCGCUCGCGUGUCUCCUUGGACGCCGUAGAAGAAGAAGGCGAUUCGACUGAAGGAUGCAAUCUGCGUAGGGGCUCUUCUCUGUCGCAGGGGCGUGAGUCUGGAGUCUUCAAGGAAGCAGAGGAGACAGAGGAAACACGAGGAAGAAGACUCUGCGGUUCGCCGCCGCUGCCGCUCGCGGCAAGCCAAGAAGAGCGAACAAGGAAGGGACAGCAACGUCGCGCCCGGUGUCUGUCUGCGACUGCUUCGCGGUCAGAAGACGAUCUGGACUCGGAGAGGAGAGGAAGACACUCCUCGAGCGUCGACGACGCACUCAAUGUCUCCGCUGCCAAGCUCUCUAGAAGAACUCUCCAGAAGAAUUCACUGCUUCCCCAGACAGAACUCUUUUUUCGAGCAACUCGUACCAACGCCGGUCCCGCAGACGAAGACUCUUCCUCCUCUUCGCUGGCGUCGCCGUCCAACGCGCAUGCGUUUUCUUCUGCCGCUGCCAGAGAGUCCUCUCGGGGCGCACAGAGCGAAGCCCCGCGAAAGCAGAAGCAAGAGAGAGGGGAGAAACCGGCAAACAGGAGAGCAGUGGGAAGGAGAAGUCAGAGAAGCAAUUUUGACUCUUGUGACUCGUCGUCGGUCUCGGACGAAGGCGAGCAUGAGGCUCCAAGUCGAGAACCGAGCGAAAAAACAUACAGAAGAUCCGGAUUUUAUUCUCUUCACUGGAAGGAAGGCGAUGGCAGCGAGAAGAGGUUCCGCCGCAGCCCUUCGUCUCCGUUUUUAACCCCAAGAGAAACUUCGAAAUCGACAAAACCUUGCUCCUCGUGCUCCGCCUCGUGCUGUUCUUUUUUCGGCGAUGAGAAAGCAUCUCGCGCCUCCAAACACCUUCAGACGCGCCCCUCUGCUCGCGGCUCACAGGCCUCGCACUCGCCCUCCUGCUGUCCCCUGUCUCCUCGUAUUUCCUCUCCACACGAACCCGAGGCGACCGCGACAGACGAGGAGCCUUCAAACUCGACUUUUUCCACCUCGAAAGACUCGAACGCCAAUGCGUCCGUCUCGAAUAUCGCGGACUCGACCGUCACCCGCUUUCCUCGGAGCACAGAUCUCCCGUUAGAGGCAUGUCUUUCAGUCCCUCUGGAGCGCGUCGACUGGGGCGCGGACCGUUCGCCGGCUUCGGCUUCUUCGUUUCGCGUCAAGGGAGAGAAGCUCCUACAGGCUCUGCGGUUCCAGGUGUCUCUGCUCGCCUCUCAGCUGUCGCACAGCGAAGAGGAACUUCGAGUGCUGCGGCGACAGGGCGACACCCUGCUGCAGCGCGAGAAGGAGGAACGCGAGAUGGAGAUUCAGCGUCUGAGGGAGAAACACGCAGUCGAAAUUCUCGAGUUAAAGGCCGCACAUGCAGCGGCUCUGCAGAAGGAAAGAAGACGCAUGGAGAACCGGCUCGAACAGCUCGAGGACGACGUCGCCAUGGACGUCGAGGUGAUCGCCUCCCAGGGCAUGGGAGCGGAGGCCCGCCAGAAGCCGGGAGAGAAAGACGAGGGAAGCCGACGUCAAACUCAGCAAAGGCCAUCCGAAACUAACGGCGCACCACGGGAGUCGACGAGGAAGAACCCCGCAGCAGAGGACAAGGCGAGUCGCGUUGCCGAAGUUCCUCUUUCGGACUCUGCAAAGGAAGAAGGCAGCAACACCCUUGCUUUGGAGAAGGUCCAGCAGCUCCAGGCCCUGAUGACGGAGCGGAUUGCCUGCAGAGACCAAACUCUAAAGGAGACGCAAGCAGCGAUGCAUGACCUCCAGAGAGACUGCAGGGCUCUGCGCCUCGCCUCUGAGCGCCGCUGGAUCCACUGGCGGAAAGUAUCGAAGUUCCGAGAGGCGCUGCUCUUUCUUCUGUCCCCGGGUGCCUCUUCUGCCUCGUCUUUGUCUUCAAACGGCGAGCUGAAUCGCGAGACAAGACCGACAUCAGAGCGCUCAGGCGAAGCUGAAGAACUGCACAGACAAGCGAGAAUGGCCGACGGGAAGGAGGCGGCUCGCCUGCUCUUCCCGACCGGCAGCUCGGGAUUGAAAACCGUCGAAGAGCUGCAGUGUGGACUUGCACACUCAGAUAUGGCGGAGAACAUGCAGGCGCUGUAUCGAUCCUUCACCUCAGACCUGGUGCAGGCGCUCCAGCUCUCGCUCGGCUGGUCCUUCGGUCCCGCCAGCGACGCCGGCGGCGGGGGGGCUCGCACUCCAGAGACCCCCAGCACAGACCUCGAGAAGGCGCUUCUCGUCUCGCUCGCACAAGGCCUCUCGCUUCUGCACCUUGAGCGCAUGCAGCGCAAACAGCGGGAGUUUGAGUUGCUGCGAAAAGUCCACUUGGCGACUGUGGCCGAGGGCGAGGCGAGCCGGAAGGAGGCCGACGAGAGGCGGAGACUCGGUGUCUCCGGCGGGGCAGGAGACGCGGAGACGCCUCGAGGCCGCAGAGACUCUCAGGGCGAACUUCUGGCGGAGUUGGUAGGCGGCAACGUGGAGAAGGAAAUGGCACUCGAAGAAGAGUUGAAGCGAGCAAAGAUUCAGAAUGCCCGUCUGCAGAGAACGAACGAAUAUUUGAGGAAGAAAGCAAACCACAUUCUCCAGUGGAAAGAACAGAACGCGGCCUUCGAAGCCGAGUGCGCUGCAGCUGAAGCCGCCUGGCAGCGGGAGCGCCACCGAAACCGCGAGAGUUUGAAGGACGCCACUGUAUUUAGAGAAGAGCCCGAGCGAGAGAAGAGCGGCUCCACAGUCGCCACCGCAGCUGAGGAAGAGUUCGUCGAGGGAGAUGCGCGAGAAGUCGAGCGUCGCCUCCCCAGCAAGGAAGGCGCCUCGCGCUUGCGUGUCAAAGCUUCCUCGAAACUGCCGUCGCAGGGCGCCGACGAAGCCGCGAAGGACUCCGCACAAGGAGAGCCCGGGAAGGCAGCUUGUGACUCUCCUGCCGAGCACAGAGACAGUAAGGAAGAGUGCAAAGCUCACGCGUUUCCAGAGAAACGCCCACUCCGCUUCUGGAUACCGAGACUCCUCGUGGAAGCGGCGGAAGAAGAGGAGGCGACGGAACGCGACGCGACGCUGCUGCAGCUGCUGGAGACACUCGGGGAUUGCGAGGCCGAGAGUCCCACCGAUCGGACGACGACGCGCGAUUCGGAGGACCUCCUUGGCGAGAAGAGACUCGCAAUUUCUCCCGAAACGAAGAGCCGACUGCUGCGCCUCUUCUGGCAAAUGCUCGCAGACUUUUAUCGAUACCGCACGCAGUUGGGCGAGAGCCGCCGGCAGCUCCUGAGGCUCCAGGAUGCCGUCGAAACGGCGGAGGCUGAGAAGGAGCUUGCCGAGCGCCGAGGCCGGGAAGACCUCGAGGCAGUGCAUGCGAGCAUGAGAGAAGAAAUCGACCAGGAGCGAAGCAAGUUCUACCGGAUCGUUGGACGCCACCGCGUCUUACUCCAAGUCACGGAGGAGCAGCUAGCCGCGCGCCAGCGAGAAGAGCGACUCCUGCAAGACGAACUCGCAGGAUUGACCUCUCUCCUUCAUGAAGCACAACACAAAAAGUUCGCCGCCAUCUUGGGGCACUUGCAGGCGCUGGAUACGUCGAACAGGACUCUGCAGAGACGCGAGCGGCUGUGGCAGGAGCUGUCGAGAGCUCUGACUCUUCAGCUGCGUCGACCUUGCUCGGAAACGCAGCGGACGAUCCAAGAUUUGUGGGCGCAGAUUUCUGGGGCGAAGUCGAUUCUCGUCGCGCACUCUUCAGGACCUUCUUCGCUGGACUCUUCUCGACAGUUGAGUCUCUCGGCUUCCUCGCGUCUGCCAGCGCUCAAGCCCCCGCGGCGCCGAAGCCUCACAGGGACGCAAGCGCGCGGCGCGACGAGAGACAGAAGAGACGGCGAAGUGGAGACAGGCGACAUCAGCCACCGGGGAGAGGUUUCACCGUGGGCGCGUUCUGGGGCGCCAGAGCGAGAACGGGAGCGCGAGAGAGUGACCUCGGGAGAAGAAGCGAAGGUCCCCGAUGCUGCGUUUGGCGACUGCCUAGAGCAAAUUGCAUGCGCAAAUCAAGGCCGAGAAGAGCGCGGCGCGAGAGAGAGCGACGAAGAGCUCGCUCGAGAGCUAGGCUGCAUCGAGCCAGAGGAGGAGAAAGAAGAGACACACGAGCAAGAGGAGGAAGAAGAGAGAGAAGAGAGAGGAGAAGAGGAAACGACGAGAGGAGGCAAGAGCGAAAGAGAUCGACAGGCGCCGAGUCUCCCGAGCAAUUGGGUGCAACUGUUGAAGUCGAUGACCCAGGAGGCAGUGUGUCUGUACACCCGGCAGCUGCGAGAGAAGGAGCAGCACAUGGAGACUUUGGCACAAGACAUGGAAGAAUCUCGAGAAAAGAACAAGCGCCUUCAUCUUCAGUUAAGCGAGAAGGCAGCCGCUCUGAAGGUCGUUCAGGAACAGAUAGGCGCCCUGGAGACGCGGCAUGCAGUCGCCCUGGAGACGAUCGAGAGACUCCGCCGGGAUCUGCAUGCGCAAAAGGCAGAGCAGCGGCGGAUCUCUGAGUCGUGGAAGAGCGACUUCCUACAACUGGAAACAACUCUCAAGGAACUGCAGGCUUUGUCUUCCAUCUCGCGCGAGAACAAAGACUUGUUUCCUGCCGCUCUUCUCGACAUGCAUGCACAGACCCAGUGCGUCGUUGCAGAGGAGACACCGAAAGAAGAAGCGCGGGAUAUGGAGAGCCAUGUCUCGAACGCGAGCCUCGAAGAGAAGGCGGAACCUGGAAAGGGAGAAGAAACAGGAGCAAAGGAAGAACCGGAGGAAGGAGACCAGGAGGAACAAAAAGAAGGAGAACAGGAGGAACAAGAGGAAGGAGAGAAGGGAGAACAGGAGGAACAUAAAGAAGGAGAACAGGAGGAACAUAAAGCAGGAGAACAGGAGGAACAAGAUGGAGGAGACGAGACGAAGACCCUGGCCCAGGAGACACAAGAUGAUUUGCAGAAAGGAGAUGGAGAAGCGGUCAGAAAAGGAAACGUGGAGGAGGGUGAAGAGGUCACUUCGCAGCUCGAAAGAAGAGAAGCUCCGUCUUCGGCGUCAUCACUCUCACAAAAGGAAAUUUUGAAAGAAAUCUCUUCUCAUCCCUCAAAGCCAACAAGGUCACAGCUUCUCGCAGAGACCCCUUCGCCUUCUUUCUCUCAUCCUGAACCUGCUGUUGGAGAGUCUCUCCAUCGCAACCACCAUGCAAUAUAUCCUAAUUCAGCAUCAUCCUCUUCUUCUCCUCCAUCCUCUUCUUCUCCUCCAUCCUCUUCUCCAUGUUAUCCGCCCUAUCCUUUCGGUGCACCUGCUGCGCCGUUCCCGGGGAUUCCUGCGGAGUUCGCGUCGUUUUUUACGUCGCUUUUCCUUCAGGCCAUGCCUCCCUUUUCUUUUCCAAAUCCGCUCGCGGGUCAUCAGCCAGUGCCUGAGGCAAGGGCAAGUCUCCAGCCCCGAGAGACUCGCGCGCCGCUGAGCGAGCCAGAACGCCUGUCGCAGCAGCUGACGAGCCUUCAGGCGCAGCAAGCGCUGCUGCUGGAGCAGGAAGAGGCGUUGAAGAAGCAACUCGAGAGUUCUCUGAAGCGAGAGACAGAAACGGAGACACCGAAAGAGACCGCUGCCCCCCCCCGGAAAACCGAGCGCCUGAUCUUCGAAGGACCGCCACACUUCCCGAGCGCGGAAGACCCGCCGUUUGCGCGGCCGCCUCUCGCUUCCUCUUGCGCCUCGCGAGACGCGCCGCCAAUCCAGUGCAUGCACAGUUGUUCUCCGCCCGGUGCCCCAGCUUCUGCUCACCAAGGCGCUCCAGACAGGGUACCCUUGCUCCCCAGACUGCCGCUGCAUGCUCUGGGGCUGACGGGAGACCUCGAGGAUCCCAGACUCCUUCGCUGUUCCUCUGGCGGCUGUUCUCUCGCUUCGUCCGACUCUCUGCUGUCUCCGCAGUCGCCUCCACCGGAGUGCUCGACUCUGACCGGCGCAGGCGUCGAGGAAAGCGAAGCCGCCAGACCAGAUGACACCGACUCGAGAGGCGACGCAGGCGCGACGGAGACAGCUGGCUCUUCAGAGCUGCGCGCAGAGCCAGGCGUGAGUCUUUUUGCGAGCGCGGCUCCCGGCGCCUCCGCGGCUCCUCGGGGUCCGAGCGCUCCGGACCUCGCAGCGGUGGCGGCGGUGUCUCCGUGCGUUGUCGAAGCGGAGGCCGAGGCGUUCGCGCCCGAACAUAUAGACUCCUUUUUUCUCCAGCAGAGAGAACUGAUGCUCGCAUACAUCCACGAAAUGCAGGCGAAGCGCGGCGUACCGGGCGCUGCAGAGGCGCUGAGCGAGAAGACAGGGCGAGACGCAAAGACCAUCGAAGGAGACGACUCCGAGAAGGGAGGAGAGGAACGGAGGGGAAGUUCUGAGGGGAUGGAGAAGGAGAGAGGGGCGGCGGAGCUGCGUUUUAACCACAAUGCGGAAGCAGGAAAAGACGUUUCGAAUUCCAGCCAACGCGAGAAAACGGCUGGGGAAGAGGAUGCGAUGCCCACACAUUCCGGUCUGGAUCGCGAAACGUCGAGCUCAGGAGACGGAGGAAGCGAACAAGAAAGGGAGACAGAAGUCGAACAGCAACUGAUGCUCCACCGCCACCUGCUGUAUCGGUUGCGCUCGCGUCUCGUAGAGGAACACAGGAAGAAAAUGAGUGACCGGGCUCUCGCUGCUUUUUCAAAAGAUGCUACUGAGGGUCGCGGUCCAGAACCUUCUCCUUCUCCUUGCCCUUCCCUUCCUUCUCAGGAAAGCGUUUCUUCCCCGGAUAGCCGUUUCACCACCACGACCAACCCCACCACUGUCAGGACAACCGACACGGCCUCCUGCUCUGGCGCCCAUUCUUCCUCAGAUUCUUCAGUUUCUCCCCCAUCUUCUUCGUCGUCUUCCUCUUCUUCUUCUUCAUCGUCUUCCUCUUCUUCUUCGUCGUCGUCUUCCUCUUCUUCGUCGUCGUCUUCGUCGUCCUUCUCCAAGAAGGAUGCACUGGAAGCCUGGGAAGCCUUCGUGGAGGCGUAUAGGUCUGGCGACAAGGAGACGCCCAGCGACAAAGCCACGGCGGCGGCCUCGGAGGAGAAGCAGAAGGACGCGGUGUCUUCUGGAGGCGUUGAGAAAAGCAAAGAUGGCGAGAGAAGAGAGAGCGAGGGGGUGGAAGCGCUCAACGGAGACUCGCGUGGACUCGGAGGAAACAGAAAGCAGGACUCGGCUUCUGUCCACAGUGCCAGUCGAGAACAGAAGGACCACAGAAACCGAGAGCAUGCAGCCGAAGUCGAGCGAGGAGACGAACCUGCUCGACACCAGACAGGACGCGAGAGAGCAGGCCAAGACAGAGAAGACAAAGAAAGCAAGGAACGAGAGAGGAGGGAACUUGGACUUGCGGGAGAGGGUCGAAUGAGGGACGAGGAGGUUAACCGAAGACGACGUUUGCUUGGGGAUCUGAGAGAACGAGAACUCGAGAGAGCAGCGGAAACGCGCGAAAACGGAGAGAGACCGCGAGACCCUCGCACUCGCUUCGGUUCGAGUCGCGACGUCCCCCCCAACAACUCUUUCGCGGCGGCCUUGUUCGCGAAGCACCCUCGGAGGUCUGCUUAUCUUGGGAGAUUCGAGGAGAAUGAGCGGGAGAGCCAGCAUGUCGCCUCGUCACCGAGGGCGCCUCCGAGUCUCCGAGUUGAAGAGUCUUCGGAGAUGCCGCGCGAGUCGACCUCUACGGACAGCGGCCUCCAAGAAGUUUUGGACGUCGAAUCUGGAUUUGCCUCGGCUCGCGUUCGAAGGUCGUGGCUUGAAACUUCCGACUUUCCUCUCAACAGCCCUGCGUCGUCGCCGUACGUCUCGCGGCUCUCUGAGCUCCUGAAGGAAGAAGAGUUCCAUCCUUCCUCGUCUUCGCCGGCGUCCUCGCUCGCGGCGUUUCUUGAGAAGUCUGGAAAAGGCCUCACGAACAUCGACGGCGCCUCGCGCAUGCAGGCACGUCUCUUCCCACACGACGGCCGAGAGCGAGCAAGCGCUUUCGAUCCAUCUCUUUCUCUUCCUCGGAAACAGUCUCUUCUCAGCUGGGACUCAUGCCCAGGAAAACAUGCUGGGCUCGACGGGCAUGCAGCGAGCGUACUGGGCAAAAGUUCUCGCGCACAGUUUCUUCUAUCUGGAGAACGACAGGAAAUCGGGAAGGCGGACAGAAGCCUCUCCGACUUCCAGAACUCCGUUGAUGACGUCUUCGUUCAAGACGACGUAAAUCAAAUCGCACUGAAUGUCGGGACUGCUCUGAAUCGUCUGGGGGCCACCCUGGAGGCGGACUUGCGGCUCGCGACAACCAAGAAGAAAAACCUCUGAUUUGCAGAAAAUUUUUGAUUUUAGGAAAGGGGGGUCUUGAGGAAGCAAAUACGCGACGCAGAAAAAAACCUGAUUUUCAGAAAAUUUUUGAUUUUAGGAAAGGGGGGUCUUGAGGAAGCAAAUACGCAACGCAAAAAAAACCUGAUUUUCAGAAAAUUUUUGAUUUUAGGAAAGCAAAGUUUCAAGAUCCCCAGAGUGACGAACCAAGCGCGUCGGCUUUUGUCCCUGGAGCUGGAGUCACCGCUCAAGUGUUUAACGCUUUCGAGGGAGUGCGUCUGCGGUUCAACGCGUGAGCGAGAGGGGAUAUAAAAUCGUGAAUUGCGAUAUCGAACGUCUAGUAAGGUUGAGGCAAAUUCGAGGGAACGCUCGGAAUUCCGGGAGAAGCAGCAGAGCGAAGGCGAGAGGAUCGAGGCUCUCAGGCUUCGAAGGAAAGAGACAAAAUGGUGCCGCUAGUACACCCAAGAAAGCGGAUUCUGAGUCGAUUUCGCUAGAAUGUCAGAACUGAGUCCCGCCGUUGAAACGCGAUUUAUGAGGACUGGCGCUGUUCGACUCUCGGAAGUUCUGAAGAGGUCUCUGUGUUGACAGCCGAGCGGCGACCCGGAAACUGAUUUCAAAGAGAAAGCUGAGGCGCUGAAGGCUUCAAGUGUACUUGAAUUGCACCUUGUCACUAGUCUCAAUUCCACGGGUCCAAACAUCAGUGACUCGCGAUUGUCCCGACUCGACAAAGAGGUGACAGUUCGUCUGCGCGGCGGCGCUCCGCGGCACUUGCAUCUUUUUGGUCCGUGAAAAAGGAUAGCCGCGGCGUUUCUCUACCCCAAACGCGGCAGCAAGGCACGCACGAGCAGCGGGUGAGAGUGACUGCGACCUGUGGAGAGAGUGCCUGUUGUUUGCUUGCCUCUUUCUCCUUGUUCCCCAGGAACAGCGUGUGUGUUUUUCGCAUGUUACUCGAUUCUAGACAGUUGUCGAAAGACCCCCGUGGAAGAACCAGAUCAGCAUCUCGUUGAAACCAACAAACGCC